This is a messenger RNA of Sporothrix schenckii 1099-18, 1776 nucleotides long. RefSeq lists its product as uncharacterized. The record is from RefSeq and is a predicted model, not a curated record. Bases 1 to 1776 code for a protein of 591 amino acids. Gene Ontology annotation, cellular component: SWI/SNF complex; nucleus. Gene Ontology annotation, biological process: regulation of transcription by RNA polymerase II. The transcript is spliced from 2 exons. NCBI's taxonomy places the organism in Eukaryota, Fungi, Ascomycota, Sordariomycetes, Ophiostomatales, Ophiostomataceae.
AUGAUGGCUCCUGCUGGCGUGGCGCAUCACGGCAUGCUACAACACGCGCCGAUGCCUAUGCAACCGCAACAUCCUCACCAGCAUCAAUUGGCGCCGCAACCUCACCAUCCGCACCUCGCCCAGCAGCAGCAGCAGCAGCAGCAACAGCAUCAACAGCAGCAACUGCAGCAGCACGCUGCGAACGUGCAUUCCAUGACCAUGGCCCCCGGAGCGCAUCACCACGGCGGCGCGCCGGUUCCCAUGGCGCAGCCGCACCACCUGCCGCCACACCAGGCACACCAACAACACCAGCAGGCGGCUGCUGCGGCCGCCGCGCAGCAGGCCCAGAACAAUGCCAUUGAGGCGGCCAAGCGACGCAGCCGUAAGCCUACGGACAAGACGAUGCCGGACGGCGUGGAGGACGUCGUGGUGGGCGACGGCGUGCAGCGGUACCGUGACCUGCGCGACUUUGAGCGGCGGCUGGACGCGACGAUGACGCGCAAGCGGCUGGACAUUGUGGAUAGCGUGCAGCGCAAUGGUCCCAAGAGAUACAAGACACUGCGCAUCUGGGUCAGCAACACGGUCGAAAACCAGCUGUGGCAGACGGAUAGCGCCGGUGUCAACGUCGACAGCUUUGAUUUCUCGACCAAUGCAGAAGCCUCGUACCGCGUGAAAAUUGAGGGGCGCCUCCUCGACGACGACGACGACGACGACGAGGGCGCCGAGGGCGCCGACGAGACCAAGACAGACGAGAGCAAGGCCGCCAAGGAGGCCGGCAACGAGGCCGACGGUGGUGAUGCGAUGGAGACGGACGACGCUGCUUCUGUGAAGGCCAAGCCGCCUCGGUACCGGUUUACACAGUUUUUCCGUGCCAUGUCGGCGGAGUAUGUCGUCAAGAAAUCACGGGCAGCGGCACAAAACGGCGCCAACGAUGCAGAGCCGCGGCCGGUCGAAUGGAAGCGCCCCGAGCAACGGCCACCCAACGCGCCCGGCCAGCCCAACCUCCCGCCGGCGCCGGUGCCCGAGUUUGACGAGCUGACGUUCAAGCGGCCCGGCGACGACAACGUGAACAUUGUGAUCAACCUGUUCCGGUACGAGGAGCCCGAGCGGUUUGCGCUGGACGAGGUCCUGUCCGACAUUGUGGACAUGCAGGAGGCGACGCGCGCCGAGGCCGUGAUGGGCCUGUUCGAGUACAUCCGGCUGCAGAACCUGCAAGAGGACGAGGAGAAGCGCAACUUCCGGUGCGACGAUUUGCUGCGCAGGCUCGUCAACAACGACAUCGGCUAUGUUCCGAUGCUGCACGAGUACGUCAACGCGCACAUCCGCCCGCUGCCGCCCAUCCAGCUGCCGUACACGAUCCGCGUCGACGAGGCGUUCCACCGCAACAACCCGCAGCCGACCAUCUACGACGUGCGCGUCACCGUCGACGACCCGCUGCGCGCGCAGCUGCGGCCGUUUGUGCAGAACCCACAGUACAUUGGCCUGCUGCGCGACGUGGGCGUGCUCGACGAGCAGCUGGCCGUGCUGGUGCAGGCCAUCAGCAUGUCCAAGAGCAAGCACGAGUUCCUGAGCGGACUGGCACGCGACCCGGCACGCUUUGUGCGCCAGUGGCUGAGCUCGCAGAAGCGCGACCUCGACAUGAUCAUGGGCGAGUCGGUGCGCGGCGGGGCUGGCAGCGACCUGGCGGGCGAGGCGUGGCGGCGCGGCGGCAAGGGCAGCGUGUGGGCGUCGCAAAACGCGCGCGAGAGCGUCAACUUGCACCUGGCCAAGCAGCCCCUCAUUCCGCGGACCGCGUAG